UCUGACUGAACAUCUAUUAGGAUGAGCACCUACAACCCUCCCAUACUCGAGCAGCUGGCACUGGAGGCGCUGCUGAGGAAUGAUGCCAUAGACUUCUUUGAUCUGGAAAACCUGCCCACUAUGCUCUUCCCACCACUCUUCAUAGAGGCAUUCAAAAGCAGACGCACAGAGAUAUUGAAGGCAAUGGUGGCAUCCUGGCCCUUUUUCUACCUCCCUGUAGGACCAUUACUGAAAACUGCUGAUGUGGAGAUGAUGCAAGUUGUGCUGGAUGGCAUAGAUAUACUGAUGAACCAGAAUGUUUGUCCUAGGAGGAAGCUACAAGUGUUGGACUUGAGGAGAGAUGUGCAUCAGGAUUUCUGGAAUGCAUGGGCUGGAAGAGAAGAUGGAAUGUGCUCACCAGAUAUUUUGACAAAGAAGCAAGGCCCAGAGAGUCUUCCUACUUAUGCACUGACUCAUAGAUUGCAGGUGGUCACUAACCUGAUCCUCUUUCGCUCUUUGGAAGAAGACCAAAAAUGCUUACUCCAGUGGGCUCAGAAGAGCAGUGACUCUCUGCAGCUAGUCUGUCUGAAGAUGAAGAUUUUUUGCUCCCCCCUGGAGAUUAUCAAGGAGGUCUUGAACAUUUUCCAGCCAAUCUAUAUUGAGGAAUUGGAAAUACACAUACCCGAGGUCCUGUCUUUCCUAGGAUUCUUCACACAUUUCCUUGGCCAGAUGAGAAAUAUUACCAAAUUCAAUCUACAUCAAAUCCUCUUCCAAUAUAAUAACCCCCUGGAUGUUUACAGGGAAAAUACCAAGGACAUGAUAGAUUUAAAGAAGUGUUCUGCAAUUUUUUUUUCUCAGUUCUCCAAACUAAAACAUCUCCAGAGUCUCUAUUUGAAUGGUGCCCACGUUUCCUAUGACAACAUGAAAGUUUUGUACAGAUGCCUGAGGACCCCCUUGCAGUCCUUGUCUAUAUCUUUCUGCCAACUCUCAACUUCAGACCUGAAACACAUGACAAAGUGUCAGAGCCUCUAUCAACUGAAAAAACUGCACUUCAAUAAUGUAGUAUUUUCCAAGUCAGGUUCCAAGAUUCUCAAAAUACUCCUAGAGUAUGUAUCUGAAACUCUGAAGAAUCUACAGUUUGAGCAUUGCAGAAUGAAGGACUCUCAGCUCAAAGACCUCUUGCCAGCCCUGAGCCAGUGCUCACAGCUCAACUUUAUCAAUUUCUACUAUAACGACUUCUCCUUUGAUGUACUGAUAGACCUUUUGCAAUGCACGGCCAAUCUAAGCAACUUGACUGUAGAGGUGUACUCUGCUCCAAAUGAGUGCUAUGAUCCCCUGGGUAAUGUUUCAAUGGACAGAUUUUCUGAACUGUGUUCUGAGCUGGUAGAAAUACUCCUGCCCAAAAGGCUGCCCAAGGAAAUCAUGUUUGCUACACCCACCUGCCCUCAUUGUUGGGGGUGCUGUAUCUAUGUCUUACAGGACAAGAUCGAGGGUACCAAUGCUUGCCGUUGUUGGGAGUUAAUAGAAGAUUGA
Grammomys surdaster is the source of this 1512-nucleotide messenger RNA. Its product is annotated as PRAME family member 4-like. Lineage: Eukaryota; Metazoa; Chordata; Mammalia; Rodentia; Muridae. The transcript has 4 exons. Gene Ontology annotation, biological process: negative regulation of apoptotic process; negative regulation of DNA-templated transcription; negative regulation of cell differentiation. Gene Ontology annotation, cellular component: cytoplasm. The record is from RefSeq and is a predicted model, not a curated record. The coding region runs from base 22 to 1512 and encodes 496 amino acids.